This is a messenger RNA of Tetranychus urticae (two-spotted spider mite), 3337 nucleotides long. Its product is annotated as laminin subunit gamma-1-like. The record is from RefSeq and is a predicted model, not a curated record. Lineage: Eukaryota; Metazoa; Arthropoda; Arachnida; Trombidiformes; Tetranychidae. Gene Ontology annotation, biological process: tissue development; animal organ morphogenesis.
UCAAGUUUCUAUUGCCUUAUUUAUUCUCAAUUGUUAGUCCAGUGAAAACGAAGAGAAAGUCAGUUAAACAAAGAAUCAAAUUAAAAUUUGUGUUUUUUGUAGCAAUUAAGUUAAUAAUGGUUAAAAUUUCAUCUUAAUAUGAAUCUUUGUCUUAUAUUUUAAUGAAAUAUAACACAAUUUUUUCAUUCUUGUGUCCACUUUAAUUGUAAUUUGAUAAAAGUGAAACAGCUUAACGUUGAAACAAUGAAAGUUGUGUUAAAUUUUGUGCUAUUUUAUUGUAUUUUAUUCACAAAUAUCCUAGUCGAUGCUAUUGGACUUGAAGUUUGGAAUACAAAAAGAUCAGUUUGGGAAUCAUGUAAUUGUAAUGGACGAGCUGUUGAAUGUGUAUUUGAUCCUGAACUAUUGGCUGAAACUGGACAUGGUGGUCGAUGUGUUAAUUGUAGAGGCAACACUGCUGGACCUCAUUGUGAAAGAUGUCAGGAAGGCUUUCAUGAUCUUUCUUCAGAAGGUUGCAAGCUUUUACUUUAUGCUGAUUCUUGCCAGUCAGGAGGAUCUUGCCAGACUUGUGCUGAUGGCUACUUUGGUGAUCCAAUGAGAAAUGGCUCUUGUAGAAGAUGCGAUUGCAGUGGAAAUAUCGAUGAGAAUGCUGUUGGUAAUUGUGAUCAUGAAACUGGAAAGUGUUUGAAAUGCCUUUACAAUACUGGAGGAGAUCGCUGUGAAAGAUGUCUUCCAGGAUUCUUUGGCGACCCAUUGAGUUAUCCUAAAGGAGAUUGUAAAUCGUGUGGAUGUUAUAAAACAGGAACUUUGGUGGUUAAAGAUGAAAAUGGCAAAGAUUUGGUUCUAUGUGAUCCUCGCAGUGGACAAUGUGAAUGUAAACCAAAUGUUAUGGGAAGACAAUGUGAUCAGUGUAUGGAAGGAUAUUGGGAUAUCUCUGAUAAUGGAUGUAAAUCGUGUGAUUGUAACAUAAUUGGAUCAUAUAAUAGGACUUGUGAUCAAUUUACUGGUAAAUGUUAUUGUCGACCUGGAAUCAUGGGAACUAAAUGUGACCAAUGUGAACCUUAUCAUUAUGGAUUCUCCGAGAAAGGUUGCCAAAAAUGUGAUUGUGAUCGAACUGGAUCAAAGUCCUUACAAUGUCGAGAAAAUGGUCAAUGUGAAUGUAUAGCCAAUGUGGAAGGACGAAGAUGUGAAAGAUGCCGAGAAAACAAAUUCAACCGAACAGCAGGAUGUAUUGAUUGUCCAGCUUGUUAUGGAUUGAUUCAAGACUCUGUUAAUGGGCAUCGAAGUAAACUCAAUCAAUUACGAUUAUUAUUGGAAGAGAUUCAAAACAGUCCAGCAGAAGUCGAAGAUAAAAAGUUUGAAACUCAAUUACAAGAGUUGAUCGAAAGAACUGAAAAAUUAGUAUUGGAUGCUCGACGAAUGGGCUCAGAUGGACGUAACCUUGUUGGAUCAUUGUCCACACUUCGCAAUCGCUUAGCUCGAGUUAAGGAACUAACUUUAUUGGUUGACAGUCGAAUGGAAGGAUUGAAUAACUUGAUCAAUUUUGGCAAACAAAAUAUGAGCUUAGCUGAAGAUAUAAUAGAUCGAGCUGAAGCAAUAUUGAGUGAUGCAAAAAAGAUAUUUGAAUCGGAAGGAAGGCCAGCGUUGGAGCGAGCUCGAGAUAGAUUUAGAAGAUAUGGACAACAAUCGAGUCGAAUGUCUGAGAUAUCAUUGGAAGCAAUAUCAUUAUCUAACAAGGUCGUAGAAAAUGCUGAAAAUAUUGAUAAAUUGUCUCGAGAAGCAUUGAAUAAUUCAGAGGAAGCAUCGAGAUUAGUUAAAGAAGCAAUGAUGAUGCAUUCAAGUAAUCGAGAGGAGAUUCGAGUUAUCCAAAAACAGUUGGUUGAUAUAAAUGAUUUACUGGAAAGAACUCGUAAAAUGGCUGAAGAAGCUAAAAAAGAAGCUGAUCGAGCUGCUAAAGAUUCAUUACAAUUAUUAACUGAAGCUGGUUCAUUGAGCAUUCCAAAUGUAAAUGCUGCUGCCAUGAAACAAGAUGCUAAGGAAUUGGUUGAACAAGCUCGUCGAAUAAUGAAAGAAGCUGAUUCAUUAUUAUCUCGUUAUGAGAAUGUAUUGAAUGGAACUCAAAUUCAAAUGGAAGAUGUUCGUGCUCUAUUGAAAGAAGCAGAAAGACAACAAAAUAUCGCUUCCAAUUUAUUGAGUGAAGUUGAUUUAGCCCACAAGACAGCAGAGAAAGCGGCUGAAGCAGCAAAUUCAACCUUAACUGAAGCCACCGGUACUUUAGAGACACUUCGUCGAUUCGAUGAAUCAGUCCAAGAAAGUCGUGGUCGAGCUCAAGAAGCAUUGAAACGUGUUCCUCAAAUUGAAAAAUUAAUCAAUGAAGGUACAAGUAAAACACGAGAAGCAUAUGAUGCACUGACUGGUGCUUAUAAUGAUGCUAUCAAUGCUAAAAGCAUUGCCAUUGAAGCUCGAGAUAUCGCUAAUAAUGCUUCAUCUGAUGCCAAUGAUAUUCGUGGUGAAGCUGGUAAAACAAAGGAAAGAGCUGAACGAAUGAAAGGAGAAGUCGAAUCAUUGAACAGAGCAUUGGGUGAAACAGAAGGAAGAUUAAACUCUUAUGCUGAUCAAACCUUCAAUGAUGAAAAAUUAGCUUUGGAAGCUUUAGAACGAGCUAAUCAAGCAAAAACCAGUGCAUCUGAAGCUAAAAAUAAAGUCUCUGGUGCUUUGGAUACAGUUAAUUUAAUAAUCAAAACAUUGGAUGGUCUUGAUUCAGUUGAUGGUGGAAAUAUGCAAGAUUUAGAAUUAAAAUUACGUGAAGCUGAAAAGGAAUUAUUAGCUUCUGAUUUAAAUAAUCGUACAGAUGAACUGAGAAAAUCUCGAGAUGAUUUAUCAGGAAUGUUGACCAAUUAUCGGGAAGAGCUUGAACAAUUGAGAGCUGAUGUACUUAAUAUUCGAGAUAUUGCUUAUACUAUUCCAACAGAAUGUCUAAGACGAUCUAAACUCGAACCAUAAUCUUCAAUUAUGAUAAUCAUUUCAACUUUUUUUAUCCAAUGAUGAAUAUAUACGAUAAAUGAAGUAUGUAAAUAUUGAUAGCUCAUUUAACGCUUAAGAUUAAUAUUAACUGAUUAAAUAAUAACUGUCAGACUGGCAGUGGCGAUCUAAAUAAUCUAUUGAUAAUGAUAUCAGUUUUCCUGUUAUUGGAUGGACACACUGCUUGAUACACUCCAGCCUGAUGAAAUUAAAAAUAACUAAUAUUUUCAUCAUUAAUUCAUAUAAAAAAUAUUUUCAAUGUAAUUCUUGUUUUUAUAAUUUGCUAAAAAACGAUCAAAGUAACAUUCAUCUUAAACAC